UCAGAUUAUAACCAAUGAAUAAAAAUACCAACUGUUGCAUUUUCCCUCCAUCACAACAGCAUGCAACCAAAACCAAUUAACCUAAAAACCUCCUUCUAGUCACAUGAUUUAGGUACUUUCGUUGGUCCUUUUUCCAAAAUGCUCACAUUUGUUACACACAAAACACCAUCAUCAAACUUUCAUGCCUUGUAAUUAUAAUGGACACAGAACUCCAACUCAUAAAAAACCUACCUGCACUAAUACUGCGCAGAAAUUCAUCAUCAAACUGCAGGCCUGACCAGGAAAUCGAGGAAGAACAUCGAUACACAAGCUUGAAGGACAUCCAGGAAAUCGAGGAAGAACAUCGAUACACAAGCUUGAAGGACAUCAUAUUGAACUCGCCACAACACAGCACCACAAUCCCGGAGGAGAGUGACUUUGAAUUCGAUCCUUCGAACAUCACGAUUCGAAACCAGCUGGUGAAGCGUGCAGCCUCAGCAUACGUGCAGUCAGCUGCAAUAUUGGCCAGCAGUCGAAACCAAAACUUCAUUGCGAGCUUCUGGGGGAGGCUUAGGGGCAACGUGACAUCAGGUGCACGCUGGUACGCUUAUGUUAGGAGCCCAAUAGAAGCUUGUUUCAGGCCUAUUUUGCAGUUUUUAGCUUGCAUGGUUUGGAAUGUGAGGACCACAUUGAACAUUCCAAUAUCUUGAAGCUAAUAUAUAUGGUGAAUGUUUCUCUUCUCCAAGAUGGAUUUAUUUUCUUUUGGGUUUUGUCCUUAAAUUUAUAGGCUUUCAGUCCAUUUGUAUGUAACACAAUGUUGGGUUUGUGUUAUAAUUUCUGAGGUACAUAAUGUAAAUUAUGUGUAAAUAGUUGUCUAUAAUUUAUGAUCAAGUAUAUAUUUAAUCUUCUGCUAACCCAUUCAUUCAUGGUCACCAUAAUUGAGCUAAUUGGUUGCUCAUGGCCUUCAUCUGGGCUUGUGAGUCGAGAGCCGGAGCUGGGCAGGAGGGCUGCAUUUUCUCCAACCCUGUCACAUGAUGUUUGGUAUUGAACCUCUAGCCAGUUUGCUGCACCAUUCAUCUAAGGUGAGCUUCUAUAAUGAGGGGCCUAUAUUGAGGGGUUCAAUUCAGCCGCCCAAUAAUAAUUCUGCAAUUGAUCGGAUGAUUAUUAAGGACCCCCACAUUGUAACCCCUCGUUACAGUCCCUUUGUCAUCUCGGCCUUGGUGAAGCAGAUAUUUGGCCCCAUACGCUUGCAUAUAAGCACACAUGAAUCGAUCCUAUAGAUAUAUUAACACCAUGGCCUUGUCCUUCUGAAGUCUCAUGAUCAGGCUUUUCUGUUUAGAUUCAGAGGACUUUUUAAUCACA
Prunus dulcis (almond) is the source of this 1341-nucleotide messenger RNA. RefSeq lists its product as uncharacterized. Lineage: Eukaryota; Viridiplantae; Streptophyta; Magnoliopsida; Rosales; Rosaceae. Bases 198 to 689 code for a protein of 163 amino acids. The transcript has a single exon. The record is from RefSeq and is a predicted model, not a curated record.